Eruca vesicaria subsp. sativa (arugula) is the source of this 900-nucleotide messenger RNA. The record is from the annotation of a GenBank genome assembly. NCBI's taxonomy places the organism in Eukaryota, Viridiplantae, Streptophyta, Magnoliopsida, Brassicales, Brassicaceae.
AAAUCAGUCUAGGGUUGCUGACAAAAGAGGUGAGCCCUAUUACCUUUUUCUCUUUCCAUUUUUGUUGAGUUCCACCUUCUCUCUUCUCCUCCUCAACGUUGAACUCAUCCAGAGAUCUUUCUCAUCAUCUUCUGCUGAGAAAUUCUUGAUUUAAAAUUAACCCUUUCUUUAAUAUAUCUCUUCUCAUUUCAAGACAUUUCUUCUCACUCCGGGUUUCCAUCUUUACAGAUCUUGUCUCUACUGAACAAAAAAGAGUCAAAGGAAGAAAAGAUGGUGAGAGGAAAGAUAGAGAUGAAGAAAAUAGAAAACGCGACGAGUAGACAAGUGACUUUCUCAAAAAGAAGAAAUGGUUUGUUGAAGAAAGCUUAUGAGCUCUCUGUACUCUGUGAUGCUCAAAUCUCUCUCAUCAUCUUCUCUCAAACAGGAAGACUUUUCGAGUUCUCUAACUCAGACAUGCAGAAGACGAUCGAACGUUACCGCAAGUACACAAAAGAUCAUGAAACCAGCAACCACAACUCAGAAAUUUACAUCCAGCAACUGAAGCAAGAAGCAAGCCACAUGAUCGCAAAGAUUGAACUCCUUGAGUUUCAGAAGCGGAAGCUAUUGGGUGAGGGACUUGCUUCUUGUUCUGUAGAAGAGCUUCAAGAAAUUGAUAGUCAACUCCAAAGAAGUUUGGGAAAGGUCCGAGCAAGAAAGGCUCAGUUGUUCAGGGAGGAGUUGGAGAAGCUAAAAGCAAAGGAGAAACAACUGUUAGAAGAGAACGUCCAGUUACAUCAGAAGACUGAUAUGGAACCAUGGAGAGGAUCGACUAAUCAUGAAGAGAAAUUCAGAGUUGUUGAUCUGAAUUUGGAAGUACAAACUGAUUUAUUCAUAGGCUUGCCAGAGAAACACUGCAAAUGA